CCGUACUAAGCAGACAGCUGUAGUGUUUCGCUGCAUGAAUGAGUCCGUGUGACAGGGUUUUACAGUUUAUGGUCAGAGACAGGCAGAAUAUUUCCUCUUAACUGCACAGAAUGGCUUUUCAGUGUCAACGAGACUGCUAUAUGAAGGAGUUUGUUACCUCUGUUGUAUCCUGCUGCCCUGCCGAACUAAAACAAGAGGUCAAUGGAAAGAAAGGAACUUUAAAAGGCUUCAAUGUCAAGCUCCAAGAUACCAUCUUGUUUCCUGAGGGAGGUGGCCAACCAGAUGACCAUGGACUGAUAGGAGACGUCCCAGUGUUGAGGGUGACGAGGCAGGGACCGGAGGCUCUACAUUUUGUGGUCACCCCUCUGGAGGAGGGUCAGGAAGUGCAUGUGAAGGUGGACUGGGAGAGGAGGUUUGAUCAUAUGCAGCAACACUCAGGUCAGCAUUUGAUCACAGCACUGGCAGACACAAUGUUUGGAUACAAGACCACAUCCUGGGACCUGGGGCGUCAGAGAAGCACCAUUGAACUGGACACUCCCUGUGUGAAACCUGCUCAGCUUCAGGAGCUGGAAGAAGUCGUAAAUGAGAAGAUCAGAGGUCACAUUCCUGUCACUGUUCAACUUCUGUCUAUCGAUGACCCUGCGGUGGAAAAGGUGAGGAGUCGAGGGCUGCCAGAGGACCAUGCAGGGCCCAUAAGGAUCAUUGAUAUCGAGGGCAUUGAUGCCAAUAUGUGCUGUGGAACUCAUGUGUCUAACCUCAGUCAGCUGCAGGUCAUAAAACUGCUGGGAACUGAGAAAGGAAAGAAAAAUAAAACCAACUUGAUCUUCCUGGCAGGAAACAGGGUGCUGAAGUACGCAGAGAGAAGCUACAGCACAGAGCGUUCGAUGGUGUCUCUUCUGAAAACGGGACCAGAUGAGCACGUCGAGGCUGUUGACAAGUUGCAAAAGUCUGUUAAACUGCUCCAGAAAACGAACCUGAGUCUACUUCGAGAUAUGGCCGUCCUCAUCGCGCAGAACUUUAAGAAUGACCCCCAAAGAGGCAACUUCUUCACCUUGCACAAAAAAGAAGGCGACAAUGAGUUCAUGAAUAUUAUUGCUAAUGAAAUAAACACUGAGGAGACUUUGGUUUUCCUGACUGUUGGAGAGGAGAAGGGACCUGGUUUGUUUCUCCUGGCUGGACCCAGUGGAGCAGUGACUCACAUGGGACCGCAGGUGUUGGAGCUGCUCCAAGGGAAGGGAGCUGGAAAGAACGGCCGAUUCCAAGGCAAAGCCAACAGCAUAGCACGGAGGGCAGAGGUGGAGGCUUUACUGAAGGAGCACUGCAAACAUCACACCUCAGAGGAGGAAUAAACCGAGCCAUCAUGCAGUAGAUACAGAUUUUUAUAUUAGCUGAAGGGAAUCAAUAAGUAAGCAAAGCCAAUGAAUAAGGGAUAAUGCCUGAUUAGGUGUCCGUUGUCAGGAUUUAAUGGAUGACAUGAGCGGUCCUAAAUAUUCAUAUUUUGUGUUAACCACUUAAUGAUCUCUGCACACAUAACAAAAAUCUGAUCAUUCUUGUCAAAAUGUAUAUAACUGGGACUUCUGUACAACAUGUGCUGUACAUAUCUGAUUAUUAACUGUAAAUUACUGCUUUUGUUCAUUCAGAAACCUCCAUGCUAGUCUGUAUUCUUCAGUCACAUUCUGUCUUACAUGUAAAUGAGGUACAUGGUUAAGUGCACAGCUCAGGGGCAUUUCAAUCUGCAAAACACACACAAUAAAAUAAUCUUAAUGAAAAAAACAA
Molecule: messenger RNA, 1776 nt
Organism: Acanthochromis polyacanthus (spiny chromis)
Lineage: Eukaryota; Metazoa; Chordata; Actinopteri; Pomacentridae
Gene: aarsd1
Product: alanyl-tRNA synthetase domain containing 1
Exons: 12
Coding region: 111-1349 (412 amino acids)
Biological process (GO): regulation of translational fidelity; tRNA aminoacylation
Molecular function (GO): aminoacyl-tRNA ligase activity; Ser-tRNA(Ala) deacylase activity; ATP binding
Source: RefSeq, a predicted model, not a curated record